UACUGGGCUGAGCCUUGCAGCUCCUUUCCCUGCUCAGAUAGGAGCCACUGGGAUCUGGAGCUCCAACUUCCAAAUUGAAGCUGGCCUCAGGCCAGGUGACCUUCUCUUUGCAUCGCCAGUGGGAUCCGCCAGCACAUCCAGCAGCACCAUGUGGGUGACCAAACUUCUGCCAGUCUUACUGCUGCAGCACGUCCUCCUCCACCUCCUGUUUCCCAUUGCCAUCCCCUAUGCAGAAGGACAGAAGAAAAGAAGAAACACACUUCAUGAAUUCAAAAAGUCAGCAAAGACUACUCUAAUUAAAGAAGACCCAUUACUGAAGAUAAAAACAAAAAAAAUGAACACUGCAGACCAAUGUGCCAACAGAUGUAUUAGGAAUAAAGGACUUCCAUUCACUUGCAAGGCCUUUGUUUUUGACAAAGCAAGAAAGCGAUGCCUCUGGUUCCCUUUCAAUAGCAUGUCAAGUGGAGUGAAAAAGGAGUUUGGCCAUGAAUUUGACCUCUAUGAAAACAAAGACUACAUUAGAAACUGCAUCAUCGGUAAAGGAGGUAGCUAUAAGGGAACGGUAUCUAUCACUAAAAGUGGCAUCAAAUGCCAGCCCUGGAAUUCCAUGAUACCACACGAACACAGCUUUUUGCCUUCGAGCUAUCGGGGUAAAGACCUACAGGAAAACUACUGUCGAAAUCCUCGAGGGGAAGAAGGGGGACCUUGGUGUUUCACAAGCAAUCCAGAGGUACGCUACGAAGUCUGUGACAUUCCUCAGUGUUCAGAAGUUGAAUGCAUGACCUGCAAUGGGGAAAGUUAUCGAGGUCCCAUGGAUCAUACAGAAUCAGGCAAGAUUUGUCAGCGCUGGGAUCAUCAGACGCCACAUCGGCAUAAAUUCUUGCCAGAAAGAUAUCCCGACAAGGGCUUUGAUGAUAAUUAUUGCCGCAAUCCUGAUGGCAAGCCGAGGCCAUGGUGCUAUACUCUUGACCUUGACACCCCCUGGGAGUACUGUGCAAUUAAAAUGUGCGCUCACAGUACUAUGAAUGACACGGAUGUCCCUAUGGAAACAACUGAAUGCAUUCAAGGUCAAGGAGAAGGUUACCGGGGCAUCAUCAAUACCAUUUGGAAUGGAAUUCCCUGUCAGCGUUGGGAUUCCCAGUAUCCUCACCAGCAUGACAUAACUCCUGAAAAUUUCAAGUGCAAGGACCUAAGAGAAAACUAUUGCCGAAAUCCAGAUGGGGCUGAGUCACCGUGGUGUUUUACCACUGAUCCAAACAUCCGAGUUGGCUACUGCUCCCAAAUUCCAAAAUGUGAUGUGUCAAGUGGACAAGAUUGUUAUCGUGGGAAUGGCAAAAACUAUAUGGGCAAUUUAUCCAAAACACGAUCUGGACUAACAUGUUCGAUGUGGGACAAGAACAUGGAAGAUUUACAUCGGCAUAUCUUCUGGGAACCAGAUGCUAGUAAGCUGAAUAAGAAUUACUGCCGCAAUCCUGAUGAUGAUGCCCAUGGUCCCUGGUGUUACACGGGGAAUCCUCUCAUUCCUUGGGAUUACUGCCCUAUUUCUCGUUGUGAAGGUGAUACCACACCUACAAUAGUCAAUUUAGACCAUCCUGUAAUAUCUUGCGCCAAAACAAAACAAUUGCGAGUUGUAAAUGGGAUUCCAACACGAACAAAUGUAGGAUGGAUGGUUAGUUUGAAAUACAGAAAUAAACAUAUCUGUGGAGGAUCAUUGAUAAAGGAAAGUUGGAUUCUUACUGCAAGACAGUGUUUCCCUUCUCGAAACAAAGACUUGAAAGAUUAUGAAGCUUGGCUUGGAAUUCAUGAUGUCCAUGGAAGAGGAGAUGAGAAACGCAAACAGGUUCUAAAUGUUACCCAACUGGUAUAUGGGCCGGAAGGAUCAGAUCUGGUAUUACUGAAGCUUGCUAGGCCUGCUGUUCUGGAUGACUUUGUUAGUACAAUUGAUUUACCUAAUUAUGGGUGCACAAUUCCUGAAAAAACCACUUGCAGUGUUUAUGGCUGGGGCUACACUGGAUUGAUCAACUCGGACGGUCUAUUACGAGUAGCACAUCUCUAUAUUAUGGGGAAUGAGAAAUGCAGCCAAUAUCAUCAAGGGAAGGUGACUCUGAAUGAGUCUGAAAUAUGUGCUGGGGCUGAAAAUAUUGUAUCAGGACCAUGCGAGGGAGAUUAUGGUGGCCCACUGGUUUGUGAACAACAUAAAAUGAGAAUGGUUCUUGGUGUCAUCGUUCCUGGUCGUGGAUGUGCCAUUCCAAAUCGUCCUGGUAUUUUUGUCCGAGUGGCAUAUUAUGCAAAAUGGAUACACAAAAUUAUAUUAACGUAUAAGGUACCACAGUCGUAGCUGAUGUAACUGUGUCUGAAGCUUCCAAUAAUACAACUCUCCUUUACAUGAAGAUUUCAGAGAACAUGGAAUUAAAAUGUAACUUAAAAAAUCCCAAGACAACUACUUGAGUGUCAUGUUUGUUAAGAUACUCACUAAUAUUUAUGGGUGUUUUCUGUUGUUUCGUUUGUCAGUGUUAUUUUGUAAAUGUUGAAGUGAAUUAAGGUACAUGCAAGUGUAGUAACAUAUCUCCUGAAGAUACUUGAAUGGAUUAAAAAAUGCAAAGGUAUAACUGCUGGAUGCUAAAGAUAUAAUGGAAAAGAUCAACUAAUCUCUCUCGGCUGCUUUCCAAGGUUAGUUUCUCAAUAAUAAAUAAGCCAUAAGUUAAACAUUAUUUCAACCUCACAAAAACAAUUUAUAUCUUGUGUCCUUAAAUUGUAACUCUAUAUUAAAUUAUAUUACCUUUAAUAUGCCAUACAUUAUAUUUCAUUCAUUUCUCCUCACCAUGUAUCCUGUAAUACUGGUACAUAUACUCCUUUAUAAACGCAUAUACCUAUACACAAAUGCCUGGGUACACAUGUGCAUGCACUACAGUUCAAAUUGUAGUGUAUCUAAUAUAGCCCCUAAAUGUUCUGAAAUUGUGUACUUAUAGUUUUUCCUUAAUAAAAAUAUAAAAAAUUCUAAAGACCAGUAGAAAUAUUAAAGAAAGGUGCAAGAUAGAAGUGACUAGAUCAUCCUCCAUCCAUAAUCUGCAGAUGACCUCUACUGGUUGGCACGUGAGGUGUGGUCAUGACCUACGAAAUUAAAUAACACCUAACCUAGGUUCUUACAUAUAUUUAUUAUCCAAGUUAUUUUAUGUAGUUUCUAAUUCUUAAAGAGAAGAGGCUAAUAUGUGUAGUAGUAUUAUUUCUUUCCUUCAAAUUUAGGGACAAUUAUUUAUGCAAGAUGUUUUUAGAUCUUUUUUCCUAAAGUAUUUAAAAAAUUCUGAGAUGACUAAUUGAAGUUUAAAAGUGUUUUGGUCUUUAAAAUGUAUGUAAAUAUCUUAACUCUAAGACUUGCUGCUGUGAUUGGCUUCUAUCUAACCUUCUUUAAAUUAAAAACAAUAUUUAAGAGGAAAAUUUCCAUGUCUCCAAAAUUUGUAAACAGCUUUUCAUCAAAUUAUGCAUUAAAAUAUAUAUUGAAGAAAGAAGUCAGAACACUUUUCUCUACCUGGAAGUCUUUUAGCCUAAUAAAACUUUAGUCAAGUAAAGGAAAAAAAAUGUAAAAGGAAAGGAAAGGAACUAGCUUGUCUAAACUCUGUAUUCAGUUAUUUUUUAAAGUACAGUUAAAUCUGCUGAAUGAGAUAUUUUAUCAAAAAUAUCUUCAUUUUAUCUUUAUUUUACAUAGAUCUUUCCUAAUGCAUGGGAAAUAUUCAGAUUUUGUAUUCUGUAUGAUAACAACCAAAUCAUACUUAUUGUUGUAUUAGUCAUGAUUAGCUAAAGAUCAUGUAUUUGCCAAGAAAUGAA
Molecule: messenger RNA, 3822 nt
Organism: Globicephala melas (long-finned pilot whale)
Lineage: Eukaryota; Metazoa; Chordata; Mammalia; Artiodactyla; Delphinidae
Gene: HGF
Product: hepatocyte growth factor
Biological process (GO): negative regulation of apoptotic process; positive regulation of protein phosphorylation; proteolysis
Molecular function (GO): serine-type endopeptidase activity; signaling receptor binding
Source: RefSeq, a predicted model, not a curated record